Messenger RNA from Naegleria gruberi, 615 nucleotides. RefSeq lists its product as uncharacterized. The record is from RefSeq and is a predicted model, not a curated record. The coding region runs from base 1 to 615 and encodes 204 amino acids. NCBI's taxonomy places the organism in Eukaryota, Heterolobosea, Eutetramitea, Acrasida, Naegleriidae. The transcript has a single exon.
AUGUAUAAUAAUAUUCAACCAUUUUUUCCAACCUCAACCCUAGUCAUGAUAAAUACAGCAACGAUCAAUCAUCAAGAAUGUGCAAAAUAUGAUGUUUUAUUCAACUUACAAAAUACUUAUUUUGCCACCUAUAAGGAAGAAUCAAUGGAGGAGCUGUUAAAGGAGGGUUUCCAAAGAAUUUCAAAAGACGGCUUUAAUGUUAUUGGAAAUUCAAAUGUCUCUAAUUCUCAAUUACUCCUUCCAUUGGUUGGUCUAUCAGACUCCUUAAUCAAUGUAAAUACCGAAAAGCUAGAAACAAUGGAAGUUUGUAAUUGUCAAUCCCCGAUUAAUAAUAAGGUUGAGACUCCACCAUUGAUAGCUAGUGCAGGUUCUUCAUCUCCAAAGAAAAAAAAAAAGAAAACGCCACCAUCAGGUUUUUCAGAUUUCAAAUUGGAAAACCCUGUUGAGCGUAAGAGGAAAAAGCCGUCUGCAACAAUAGUUGUACCUUCAUCUGGAGAAGGAAGUUCUGACCAGGUUGAUGGGAUUGUUGAAAUUGAUAUCUCAAAAUAUCACCCAAGAAGAAAGCAAAGAAAUUAUGACCACAUGCUAGCUCAAUACAAACUCACCAAAAAGUAA